Phlebotomus argentipes is the source of this 2135-nucleotide messenger RNA. It is a transcript of the gene cactin, whose product is annotated as splicing factor Cactin. The record is from RefSeq and is a predicted model, not a curated record. Lineage: Eukaryota; Metazoa; Arthropoda; Insecta; Diptera; Psychodidae. Gene Ontology annotation, cellular component: cytoplasm; spliceosomal complex. Gene Ontology annotation, molecular function: protein binding. Gene Ontology annotation, biological process: mRNA cis splicing, via spliceosome. The coding region runs from base 100 to 2079 and encodes 659 amino acids. The transcript has 2 exons.
CAGUUUGCGAGUUGUCAAAUGUUAAAACGUAAAUAAAUCGUGCUUUUGUGAUAUCUUUUGGUAUUUUCAUAGGUUUCAGCUCAGAAAAGCACAGUAAAAAUGCCGAAAAAGUCUAAGAAAUCAAAACAUCGCAGCCGGAGAGAUUCUAGUUCUUCUGAUGACUCAAGCAAUAGAAGAAGAGACUCCAAGAGGAAGAAGCAGUCGAAAUCACGCCACAGAUCGUCCUCCUCCAGUCCUGAAGACUCCACGAGGAACUCGUAUGAGCUGAUGAAGCGACUGGAGGCGCGGCGUCAGCAAGAGGUUGUCGACCGGAAGCGCCAGCGUGAGGAGAUGAAGGCUAACGAGACUCCAGAGGAGAAGCGAGCUCGUCGGCUCUUCGAGAAGCAAACCAAGGAGCAAAAGCGACGUGAGAGAAUGGGCUGGGACAAGGAGUAUCAGCACUACACGAAUCAGGACAAUCCCUUCGGUGACUCUCAUCUCACGACCACGUUCGUGUGGUCGAAGAAGCUGGAGAAGGAGGGCUUGAAGGAUGCCACAACGGAGCAACUGGAGACGCUGAACCGUCACAAGCAGAUGGAAAACAAGAUUGAGCUGGAGAAAGUGAAGAAGCGCCGACAGGAGCGCGAGUUGGAGCGCCAGAAGCGCGAGGAGGAGCAAAAUAUGCUGCAGCGAUCGAGAGAAGCGGCUCAGUUUGAGGAGUGGGAGCGUCAGGAGGAUCAGUUUCACCUGGAACAGGCGCGCCUGCGCAGCAAGAUUCGCAUUCAGGAUGGACGCGCGAAGCCAAUUGAUCUCCUGGCGCAGUACAUAAGCGAUCAGAACCUGGACGACUGCCUGGAGAUGCAGAUGCACGAGCCGUACACAUAUCUGAAUGGGCUGGGCAUUAAAGAUCUGGAGGACCUCACGGCGGAUAUCAAGGUGUACAUGGAACUGGAGAAGUCUAAGAAUUCUGAAUACUGGGAAGACCUGACGAUCAUCGUGGAGGAUGAGCUGCAGAAACUGCAGAAGAUGCAGAACGCAGAAUACCAGGCGACUCUGGGGCGUCGCGAGGGCAUCCAUCAGAGUGUGGCGAAGGACGUUGGAGAGAUCUUCAGAGGAAAGACAACACUGCAAUUGGAAGAACUGCGGCGGAAGAUUGAGAGCAAGAUAUCUGGGCAGAGUGACGGAGUGGAUGUGGGGUACUGGGAGAGUCUGUUGUCGCAGCUGAAGGCUCACAUGGCCAGAUCACGGCUCCGUGAUCGCCAUCAGGACAAUCUGAAGCACAAACUGCAGCUCUUGCGACAAGAACAGACGCAAAUCUCUGACGUGGUGGUGAAGAAGGAGCCCAGGAGUUCGCCAGUGCCCAGCACGAGUCAACCUGCUGAGCAGAGGGAGGAGUCCUCGGAGAGUGAAGAGUCGUCGCAGGAGGAAGACACUGCUGAGGAUGAGAGCAUCGUGGAGGAGAGCAUCAAUCUCUACGUCAGAGGAAACUACAGUCCGCCUUAUCUGCGCGAGGAAGAUCUGGAGCCGGGAACUCUGGUGAUUCUGGGUGAGGAUGACUUUGAGAAGCUGGAGUAUCUGCGCAGUCGGAUGACUGGACGCGAAGAGGAGGAUCCAGAAGUGUCGCACGAGGAUUUGCGACUGCAGAAGGAGGCCAGGAAGGGCAUGAAUGACGACGAGGCGGAGUUUGCGGUGGAGACGAAGCUGGACGCUCAAAUUUAUCUGUGGUCAGACAAGUACCGACCGCGGAAGCCACGAUACUUCAAUCGCGUGCACACGGGAUUCGAGUGGAACAAGUACAAUCAGACUCAUUACGAUCUAGAGAAUCCGCCGCCGAAGAUUGUGCAGGGAUACAAGUUCAAUAUUUUCUAUCCUGAUCUGAUUGAGAAGAACAACACGCCCAAGUACUUCCUCACGCCAUGUCAGGACAACAGGGACUUUGCCACGCUGAGGUUCCAGGCGGGGCCGCCUUAUGAGGACAUCGCCUUCAAGAUCGUGAACAGAGACUGGGAGUUCAGCUACAAGAGGGGAUUCCGUUGUCAAUUCCACAACAACAUCUUCCAGCUGUGGUUCCACUUCAAGAGAUAUCGCUACAGACGAUGAGCUGUGUUUGUUUGUAAUCCUGGGCAGAAAUACAUAAAAGAUGACCAUCGAAUAUU